GUAAACUAUUACUUUCACUUUUACUAAUACCGAUAAUCCUUUAUGAAAAUAAUAUCAUUUAUUAGUAAUCACUCCUUGGCAACCUUACUUUGUUGACAUAUAUUUGAUUGUUAGGCAUUUUGACAUGUAAACUCGUACUACACUAGCAAUAGCAAUGUUUGCUUUACUUCACUAAACAGUGAUUUCUAUGAGAAAAAAGUCAUGUUGCUUUGUACAUAAGAACCACUCACGAAAAACAAACGUUGGACUUUUUGUAUAAACAUAAACAUUAAACAUCAGAGCUAUUGAUUAAAGUGCUACAGUGUUGACAUUAUGUCUGUUAAAAGAGCCGAAUAUGAUGACUCUAUAAAUGACUCCUAUGCAGAUUUUCUCAAAAAGAAAGAAGCAAAAGGAAAGUGGAUCUCAUAUUGGGCAGUUCUCUGUCAAAACUAUUUGAAAUUUUAUGAAACGAAUAAGUGUGAAAAGCUUCUCGGUAGUGUUGAAAUUGAAAGUCGUACAAAAUGUGUUAUUGCGAAGCACAAAAGCAAGAGUUAUGAGUUCACCGUUUGUGCAGCUCAUGGUCGUUAUUUAUUCAAGUGUAUGACAGAGACAAAAAGGCAUCACUGGAUGAGAGCUAUUCACAUUGCAAUACAGUCAUUAAAACGUGAUGGUCCAAAUGAAAACAAAGUUGAAGAUUUAAAGGGUAUUAUCAACGCAGUUCAUGAAGACGAUGAUAAUGUCAGUUUACGAACGAAUUUUCUCAUGGUUGCGCCAUGUUUAAACGUCUCGGAAUCUUUAUCAUUCCCAUCGAUACAAGGUUUAAUGGAUGAAUGCGAAAACGAACUGGAAACUGAAAGUAUGUUGAAAUUUAUUGUUAUGAACGUUUGUAUGUUUCAUGGUAUGAUUGUUUCUUAAUAAACACUUCAGUCAUCACUAAAAACUAAG
Messenger RNA from Xenia sp. Carnegie-2017, 924 nucleotides. RefSeq lists its product as uncharacterized. Bases 313 to 894 code for a protein of 193 amino acids. The transcript is spliced from 5 exons. NCBI's taxonomy places the organism in Eukaryota, Metazoa, Cnidaria, Anthozoa, Malacalcyonacea, Xeniidae. The record is from RefSeq and is a predicted model, not a curated record.